AAUGUAAUAAUAACAAUGAUAAAAACAUCUCUAACCAUAUUUAUCUGCAGUGUUACUUAAAAAAAAAAAUUAAAAUAACAAUAGGUUUAAAAUAAUAAUAAAAUUCAAAUAAUUGGAGGGAAUGAAUAUUUGUCGAAAUUUAUUAAUUGGUGUUGCUAAACGACCUGUCAUUCGUCAUUUUACUGUCGCCCAAAUAGUAUUUCAUAAGGAAACUAAAAACAUGUCGGAUACAAAUAAAGAGGAAUUGCGAAAACGAUUGACUCCUAUACAGUGGCAUGUCACUCAAGAGAAAGGAACUGAAAGACCAUUCACAGGAUGUUACAAUAAAUUUUAUGAAAAAGGAACAUAUACGUGUAUUGUAUGCGAUCAGGAAUUAUUUUCAUCAGAAACAAAGUAUGACAGUGGGUGUGGCUGGCCAGCAUUCAACCAAGUUUUGGAUCAAGGAAAAGUCAAGUUGACCAAAGAUACCACAAAUGUUGGUGGCAAUCUACUAUUGCUGAUCGCAAACCCAGAUAUGGUGCGGACCGAGGUGACCUGUUCAAAAUGUGGAGCUCAUUUAGGCCACGUAUUCAACGAUGGCCCAAAACCGACAAGAACAAGAUUCUGCAUCAACUCCGCCUCUAUAAGCUUCCAUGAAGCCGGAGAAGCUAAAUCAAACAAGACGUAAUUUAUCAGCAUUUAUAUUUACAUAUUAUAUCAAGUAUAUUUGCACUUGAUCAGCUUAUUCUUUUUCUUCUAUAAAAUAAUUAAUCCCUCAUUCUGAAAGUUUAAAAUUUUUAUAAAUUUUUUACCAAUAUUCUGUGUCAAAAAUAUAAUCAAGUGCAAAUGAACUUUAUUGAAAUCAAUUACAUAAGUAACAGAUCUAUUUUAUUUUUUCAUCGACCAUUUUACGAUGCCAUAAUAGCAUGUAAAUAAUAAUUAUAAUUAUUAAUUGUAAGAAUAAUAAAAUCAUAAUUGUCGUAAAUGUA
Messenger RNA from Microplitis demolitor, 968 nucleotides. It is a transcript of the gene SelR, whose product is annotated as methionine-R-sulfoxide reductase B1. Gene Ontology annotation, cellular component: cytoplasm. Lineage: Eukaryota; Metazoa; Arthropoda; Insecta; Hymenoptera; Braconidae. The coding region runs from base 122 to 667 and encodes 181 amino acids. The record is from RefSeq and is a predicted model, not a curated record. Gene Ontology annotation, molecular function: peptide-methionine (R)-S-oxide reductase activity. The transcript is spliced from 4 exons. Gene Ontology annotation, biological process: response to oxidative stress; protein repair.